ACCUCUUGUGAACAUUUAAAGCGUAGAACAUUUGUCGAGUAACAGAACGGAAAUUUAACGGUUUGUCUCAAACAGAAUUAAAUUAUAGCGUUUUUAAAUGUGCGACGGUUGUCGGAAUGACUGCAGACGAGGGAAAUAGCUGCGUAUCUUCACGUUUGUUGGAAGCUCGCUGACAUAAAUCGUGGAUGAAUGUUGAAAGCUGCCCUGAACCUGUGUUACACUGAAGGACAUGGACCUGCCCACCUCCUGUCCUUCAGAUCAUCAGAGUGGUCUCCUCCCUGAUCUGGAGACUGCUGCUGGCCUUAACCCCAAGCAGGAAAUGGAUUCUAGCAGUCUGACAGUUUACCUUUACUACUUGGGGAAGGACGAAGUGAGAGAUGUAGCCAACAAUUCAGAGCAUGUGCUCACUUAUCCAGCAGGGGAGUAUGUAGCAGAGGAAUUGUGCAUCAGUGCGGCCAAAGCAUGUGGGAUUGCUCCUCUGUACUGCAGUUUGUUUGGCCUGAUGAGGGAAAGUGACCAUGUGUGGUUUCCUCCGAAUCACAUUUUUAAACUACAUCAAUCGGACAGUGAGCGCCUGCUUUUCAGAAUUAGAUACUAUUUUCCCAGCUGGUACAACAGCAGCAGCUCGAUCUACGCCCAUCGCUACAGUGUGUCAAAGGGGAUGGAGAGUCCUGUGAUGGAUGACUGUGUCAUGUCAUACCAGUUUUUUCAGUGGCGCAGUGACUUUCUGAAUGACUGCGUUCAGAUUCCAGUGAGCCAUGAGGCCCAGGAGGAGUGUCUCGGUUUGGCUGUUCUGGACAUGAUGAGAGUCGCCAAAGAGAAUGAACAGUCACCUCUGGACAUCUACAAUUAUACCAGCUACAAGUGUUUCCUGCCAGGAUGCAUGCGGACGCGCAUUCAGGAAUAUAACAUCUUGACCAGGAAGCGUAUCCGCUUUCGCUUCAAGAGUUUCAUCAAGCAGUUCGGUGAGUGCAAGACCAGGGUGCCAGACCUGAAGCUGAAAUACCUGAUGACCCUGGAGACACUGUUGCCAUCCCUCUACUCGGAACACUUCUGUGUUACUGACCUCUCUGCUCGGGAGGUUACCAUUAUAGUCACGGGCAACAAAGGCAUCCAGCAGUCAAAAGGAAAUGAAGUGGAGGCAAAAGACAAGGAGCUCAAGACCUACUGUGACUUCCCAGAGGUGAUUGACAUCAGCAUCAAACAGUCAAAUAAGGAAGGCUCUGUGGAGAGUCGCAUCGUUACCCUCACUACGCAGGACAAUCGCAUUCUGGAGCUGGAGUUCCAUUCACUCUCAGAAGCUCUGUCAUUUGUGUCAUUAGUUGAUGGGUAUUACAGAUUAGUCGCAGACGCUCAUCAUUACCUGUGCAAAGAGGUGGCUCCGCCCAGACUUAUGGAAGCCAUUCGGAGUUACUGCCAUGGCCCUGUGUCGAUGGAGUUCUCAAACCUCAAGUUACGUUGCUCUGGUAAUCAGCAAGGCUUGUACAUCAUCCGCUGCAGCCCCAAGGACUACAACAAAUACUUCAUAUCCUUUGUUGUGGGGUAUGAUGCUGUGGUGGAUUACAAGCACGGUCACAUCGUGAAGACUGAGUCUGGAGAAUACAUUCUAAGUGGUGCCAAAAAGAGCUUUGGCUCGCUGAGGGAACUGCUGCACUGCUACCAGAAAGAAGCACUGCGCACUGAUGGCUACACUUUCCAGCUGACCAAGUGCUGCCCACCCAGCCCCAAAGAUAAAUCAAAUCUGCUGGUGUGUAGAAGUAACCAAGGGAGCGAUGUGUCACCGUCAGCUUCGCUGCACCUACACAACAUCAGUCAAAUGGUUUUCCACAAGAUCCAAAAAGAAGACCUCACUAUCAAUGAAAGUCUCGGUCAGGGAACAUUCACAAAGAUCUUCCGUGGUGUGAGAAAGGAGCUGAGAGACUAUGGAGAAGUCCACCAGAUAGAUGUCGUCAUAAAGAUCCUGGACAAGGGUCACCGCAACUAUUCAGAGUCAUUCUUUGAAGCAGCCAGCAUGAUGAGCCAACUUUCCCACAAGCACUUACUCCUCAUCUACGGCGUGUGCGUUUGUGGUGAUGAAAACAUGAUGGUGCAGGAGUACGGCAAAUUUGGCUCACUGGACACAUACCUGAAAAAGAACAAAAGCUGCAUUAACAUCACCUGGAAACUUGAAGUGGCCAAGCAGCUGGCGUGGACUAUGCACUACCUGGAGGAUAAGAACCUCGUUCACGGAAACGUUUGUGCCAAGAAUGUGCUUUUGAUCAGAGAGGAGGAUCGGAAGACCGGCAGCCUGCCCUUCAUAAAACUCAGCGACCCGGGAAUCAGCAUCACCGUCCUUCCUAAAGAAGUUCUGUUGGAGCACAUCCCGUGGGUGCCCCCAGAGUGCAUCGAAGACCCUUUAAACUUGAGUACAGCUACAGACAAAUGGGGCUUUGGGACAACGCUGUGGGAGAUCUGCAGCGGAGGAGACAAACCCCUCUGCACCAUGGACAGCUCCAAGAAGAUCUUGUUCUACGAGGACAGACACCAGCUGCCUGCUCUGAAGUGGACUGAACUGGCUAAUCUGAUUAACAACUGCAUGGACUAUGAGCCGUCUCACCGGCCCUCCUUCAGAGCGGUUAUCCGAGAUCUCAACAGUCUCUUCACACCAGACUACGAGCUGCUGGUGGAGAGCGACAUGGUGCCCAACAGAACACGAGGUUUCGGUUUCCCGUGGGCUUUUGAGAGCCAGGAGCCUACCCACUUUGAGGAGAGACACCUCAUCUUUCUCAAACAGCUGGGCAAAGGAAACUUUGGCAGCGUGGAGAUGUGCAGGUACGACCCCCUGCAGGACAGCACAGGUGAGGUGGUGGCCGUGAAGAAACUACAGCACAGCACCACGGAGCACCUUAGAGACUUUGAGCGGGAGAUCGACAUCCUCAGGUCCCUCCAACACGAAAACAUUGUGAAAUACAAAGGAGUCUGUUACAGUGCCGGUCGAAGAAACCUGCGGCUGAUCAUGGAGUAUCUUCCGUAUGGCAGCUUGAGAGAUUACCUCAUCAAAAACAAAGACCACAUUGAUUCCAAGAAACUGCUGCACUAUGCGUCACAGAUUUGUAAGGGUAUGGAAUACCUUUCCUCAAAGCGCUACAUCCACAGAGAUUUGGCCACGAGAAACAUUUUGGUGGAGAGCGAUACGAGGGUGAAGAUAGGAGAUUUUGGUUUGACCAAAGUGCUGCCACAGGAUAAAGAGUACUAUACUGUCAAAGAGCCUGGAGAGAGCCCCAUCUUCUGGUACGCUCCAGAGUCGCUAACUGAGAGUAAAUUCUCUGUGGCGUCAGAUGUGUGGAGUUUUGGCAUUGUCCUCUAUGAGCUCUUCACCUACAGUGAGAAGAACUGCAGCCCACCGGCGGUGUUUAUGGAGGAGAUGGGAAAUGAAAAACAGGGUCAGAUGAUUGUCUAUCAUUUGAUAGCUCUGCUGAAAGAUGGAUAUCGACUACCAGCUCCUGGUAACUGCCCAAAGCAGAUUCACUCAAUCAUGAUGGAGUGUUGGAGCAGCGACGUGAGCUGUCGGCCCAGCUUCACUUGGCUGAUUCACAGUGUGGACUCUGUGCGAGACGUGAUGGACUGAUGACUGACCUUUCCUUUUAACUCCCAGGAACUGCUCCUUGCACGUUUUAAAGGUGGACACGGAUCUGCUGUAUCACCAGACACAGCCAGUGGUGGAAAGUAACUCAGAACAUUUACUCUGGUGUUUCUACAUCCUGCUACAUUACAUUUAUCUGACAGUUAGUUACUUUGAUUGAGAUGAACAGUACGAAAUCUGAAUCCCAUCUAAAUGAGGCAUUAGGUCCACAGGGUGAAAUUCAUGAGUUACAACAGUAUAUAAGGUAAUCUACAAGUAAAUUAUACUUAAACUUUAACACCACCAACAUUUAUCACCCAGUAAUGUGCAUUAUUCUCAAAUGAGACAGUCUGAAUAGGUAAUUUUAGCAUAUUUUGAUGCUAAUACUUUUGUACUACUACUAAAUAUUUUACGGUCAGGGGUGGUGGACAAGUGGUUAGUGCGCUUGGUUUCAGUGCAGAAGGUUCCCGGUUCAAACCCCACCCUUACCACAUUUCUGCAUAUAAUGCGGGGUUGCGUCAAAAAGGCAUCCGGUGUAAAACUUGUGCCAAAUCAACAUGCAUGUCCACUUCGGAUCUGCUGUGGCGACCCCGAGUGAAAACAAGGGAGCAGCCAAAGGGACUUGCU
This is a messenger RNA of Thalassophryne amazonica, 4228 nucleotides long. It is a transcript of the gene jak2a, whose product is annotated as Janus kinase 2a. Gene Ontology annotation, molecular function: non-membrane spanning protein tyrosine kinase activity; cytokine receptor binding; ATP binding. The coding region runs from base 230 to 3607 and encodes 1125 amino acids. Gene Ontology annotation, biological process: peptidyl-tyrosine phosphorylation; hemopoiesis; cell differentiation. NCBI's taxonomy places the organism in Eukaryota, Metazoa, Chordata, Actinopteri, Batrachoidiformes, Batrachoididae. Gene Ontology annotation, cellular component: membrane; cytoskeleton; cytosol. The record is from RefSeq and is a predicted model, not a curated record. The transcript has 24 exons.